Molecule: messenger RNA, 1703 nt
Organism: Amyelois transitella
Lineage: Eukaryota; Metazoa; Arthropoda; Insecta; Lepidoptera; Pyralidae
Product: endothelial cell-selective adhesion molecule-like
Exons: 5
Coding region: 252-1076 (274 amino acids)
Source: RefSeq, a predicted model, not a curated record
CAUACUGCGCACAUAUUGGACAGGCGCGCAUGCGUCGCGACGUUCAGUUUUAAAUUUAGAAUUUGUCGUCGGAAUUCGACUGGCCUAUUUCGAUGCUGCAAACGGCAAAAAUCUUGCAAAGUUCAUUAUCAAUAAUAGAAAGAGUGUUAUCUAUAAACCAAAAGUGCCUUGUGUAGUGAAGUGAUGAGGAUAUUAUAGUUAACAACUUGAUUUACUACAUACUUAGUGUGUGUUUCCCGUUCGUUAAAAAAAUGCGUGCGAUCGCGCUGUUUUUGUUUUUAUUAUCAAAUCAAGGUUUUAUAGAAAGCAUCGGUAUAAGAGACCUCCAAGUACCAGGGCAUGCGGCCGAGGGGGGCGAGGCGCUUCUGGGCUGCCAGUUCGACCUCCACGGAGACACCUUGUACUCCGUCAAGUGGUACAAAGAUGGCCGCGAGUUCUAUAGAUACAUGCCUGGCAACAAUCCUCCUAUUACCUGCUUCCCGGCUCCCGGAGUUGAAGUUGACCUAUCCCGGUCAUCUAUGAACGUGGUCACUCUAGUGCACCUUAACAGGGCAUCGGCUGGGGUGUACAGUUGCGAGGUAUCAGGGGAAGCGCCUAGUUUUGACACGAUAUCUCUAAACAAGCUUGUAUCGAUAUACUUAGUUCCAGAAGAAGGGCCUACAAUAUCAGGACUUCAAGAUGAUUACAAUAUAGGUGACACCGUCACUCUAAACUGCACGUCUCCGCCUUCCCGCCCUGAUGCCCAGCUGAAAUGGCUGCUUAAUGGGGUGCCAGUACCUGAAGAGUAUGUGUAUGGUCCGUGGUACAAGGCCACCCAAGAAGAAGACCUAGCCCCGUUUCAAACAAAGCUGAAACUCCACUUUAGAGUGACCCCGGACCAUUUCGUUGAUGGAACGAUGACAAUUAUGUGUCAGUCAAUAAUAGCGCCUUUAUACAAUAAAGAGAGCCACUACACCUACAAUCUCGUCCUGCCGGCUGUAACAGAACAGCCUCUAAGCAAUGAAGCAAGUCACACAGCAGCUACCAUGUUUUCAAUAGCUUUCUUAUUUAAUAUUGUAAAAUUAUUACUUCAUUAAUUUUCUAUGUAUUGUUUUUUAUCCAUUGUUAAAUUAGUUUAACAAAGCAUUUAUUUUGAGUUGCAUAGUAAAGAUAAAAUAGAAGAGUGUGUCAAUUCUUAGAGGUUACUAACAAACUGAUUGUACCUUAAAGAAAACAUGCGCUUUACGAAGCAGUGUGUGUUUACAACUGAUUUUAUAGUCUCUGUCCGCCAAAGAGCUUGUUGUAAUGAGGACUUCAUGAUGUGUAACCUUGUAGAAAUAACUUUGAUUAAUCAAGCUCGAAUCCUCUAUAAAUUGCUUAAAAAGAUGAAUGCAUUCCAGAAACAGACCGAGCUUGGAAAUAAAUCCUAUUGACAACUUGGCAUUAACAUAAUUAUUUUGCCUUUUUUUUUAUGUUAACAUACAUACAUAUGAUCUCGUCUUUAUUCCUAAUGGGGUGGACAGAGCCAACAGUCUCGCAAAGAUUGAAAUGCAAUGUUCAGCUUUAUGUUUGAAUAGAGAUGCAAAUAGUCACAGAUUACAUGUCAAUUGCCUACAAGAAGAAUCUCAAGUUUAUAAGUCUUACCCUUAGUCGCUCUUUAGUAUCCAUGGGAAACAUAUACCAAGUGAUUAAAAGAUAUAUUCGCUAAUAUUAAAUAAAAGAAA